Messenger RNA from Erpetoichthys calabaricus (reedfish), 1675 nucleotides. Its product is annotated as gap junction beta-2 protein-like. The transcript has 2 exons. The record is from RefSeq and is a predicted model, not a curated record. Lineage: Eukaryota; Metazoa; Chordata; Cladistia; Polypteriformes; Polypteridae. Gene Ontology annotation, cellular component: connexin complex. The coding region runs from base 242 to 976 and encodes 244 amino acids. Gene Ontology annotation, biological process: cell communication.
ACACCUGCCUCUUUUACCUGUCAAACAGGUAUGUCUACUCUGACCACAACUAGGAAGGCGACACCUCUUCUACCCUCCUGUAGCCCAGCUUCUCAGCUCCUUCUUGCACUCGCCUGUGCCAGUCUACAGGUAUCUGAAUACGCGAUUCCUGUCAGAAUGGUACAAUGAGGAGAAGAAGCGACAGACUAAGAAGGACAAAUCUCUGACGAGUUGCACCAGGAGGGCAAGGUUGAGAAGAACGAUGGCGGCAAUUGUAACAGGCUUGAUCCCAAUUCUCAGAACUGCUGUUGAGGCCUCCACGGACUACACAGGUCGGACACUAUGGUUUGGAUUUCUAACCAUCCGCUUGGUCACUCUCUACAUUUCGGAGAUGCCCUGGGGGAAGCUGGAUUCAGAUUUUAGCUGUAACGUGACCUACACAGACUUUUGCCACAAGUCCUGUUUCAACCAGCACUUUAACUUGCCUAUGGUCAGUCUGUGGAACUUCACCUACAUCCUCUUUGCCAUCUCGGUCCUCCUCAUGGAGCUCUUUGCCUCCCAGUUGCGGCACAACCUAAUCAAAAAGCGACUGAGGAAGGACCCCACCGAAGAUCUGGAUGUCCACAUUACUAUCACAGGGGUCAAAGGCCAUGACCUGGCCAACAAAGAUAUGAUGAUUGAUUUCCACAGAAGGAAAACUGUCCUCUGCCUCUACCUUAUGACCGUUUUCCUAAGGAUUGCCAUUGAAGCAGUCUUCCUCACUAUCCUGAUCUUCUGGCAGCUGCCCAAGGUGGACGGGGAGCCUUUUCUGUGCCAAACAGAGCUGUGCCCAGGACCGUACAUCUGUAUUGUUCGAGCUAGUCCUGAAAAGCAAAUGUCCAUCUACACACUUGUCUUUAUCUCCGGCAUGAUACUUCUCACCAAUGUGGUGUUCUUUCUCUAUUCUGUGUGUCACUACUUGAUUUUAGGGAGGAGCGGACCACCAAGUCCAGUUUAACCGUAAAUAUUUUGAAGUUUUGAAUUUUCAGAAUCAAAGGAAACCCGCAAAGCCAAGGUUGCAUGGAAGAAUAUGGUUUAUCUUGUUACCUCCAAUGUUUCACAGCAUGCCGUCCAGAGUAGAACCCAGAGGAGUGCAUGUUAUGUGGUGGUCAAAGCAGUUCACAGGUUCAGUCACAAUUUUUCAAAUUCGUAAGUACAGUAGCCAAAGAGAAAGUGAUUAACAUGACACCCACCAUACCCUUGGUCAUCCAAUCAAUGGCAGGUAAAAACCCUUCUCCUGUGAUGACCAUCACGUAGGAAAAUUAAGUUUAUGAGAAAAGUUAGAACAUGUGAGGUCCAUCUGACCUACCAUUUAUGUAUGCUGGACGAGGCAGUAGAUGGGGGGGUCAUGAGACCACUGGAAAGGGGUGUGUGACGCUCCCGAUAUCUCUGCAAAAUGACAAAGGUCCAAGUCUUUAGAGUCCUGGUGCUCCCUGUUUUGCUAUAUGGUUGUCCAGUGACUUGAGAUGAUGACUGGACUCAUUCAUGUGUGUCUCUUCAGAGAAUCCUUGGGUACCAUUGGUUUGACUUUGUGCUGCGCAUGGAGUCCUGAAUGAGGCACAUGACCUGCAUUGUGAGGGAGUGUCAGUUGCGGCGCUACGGCCAUGUGGCUCAAUUCCCCAGAGGGUGAUCUAGCUCAUUAUUGAGGACCCCAGCA